This is a messenger RNA of Sebastes umbrosus (honeycomb rockfish), 564 nucleotides long. Its product is annotated as lymphocyte antigen 6B-like. The coding region runs from base 112 to 417 and encodes 101 amino acids. The transcript is spliced from 3 exons. NCBI's taxonomy places the organism in Eukaryota, Metazoa, Chordata, Actinopteri, Perciformes, Sebastidae. The record is from RefSeq and is a predicted model, not a curated record.
ACAAGAGACUGAGGGGUUGGACCAGACUAUAAAAGAACAGUUCUGGCAGGGGUCGAUACCCUCUCUCUCCAGUUCUCCUCUCACACAGUUGUCUUUUUCCAUCCGUUCACGAUGCAGUUUUAUGGAGCUCUGAUCCUGUUUAUGACUCUCUCUGCAGCAUGUGCAUUGAGAUGCUACCAAUGUACAGGGGCAACCUGCACAGAAAAGGUAACUUGUCCGACCGUGCCUCUUGUCCCCCUUGACCGUUGUGCCACCACUGAUCUGAACGGUGUCAUCACCAAGACCUGCAUGAACAGUAAUGCGUGUAAUGGCCCCAUAAAGUGCUGUAGCACAGACUUGUGCAACAGCGCCGUACCCACUGGUUCCAGUGUCCUCCUCCUGCUGGUGUCCUCAGCCAUCAUCACAGUCUUCCUCUGAGGCUCAGCAGCAGCUACAGCUUCACUAUAUCGGUCUCCUUUAAUUACCCAAUUUGUAACUCUGGGAGAAUAAACAAAAUGUUGAUGUGUAAAAUCUGUGAAUGACUGCAGGUCAAUAUUUGUAAUAAAAACACAAUUUGAUCGAUCA